Molecule: messenger RNA, 2325 nt
Organism: Carya illinoinensis
Lineage: Eukaryota; Viridiplantae; Streptophyta; Magnoliopsida; Fagales; Juglandaceae
Product: fructan 6-exohydrolase-like
Exons: 7
Coding region: 239-1801 (520 amino acids)
Biological process (GO): carbohydrate metabolic process
Molecular function (GO): hydrolase activity, hydrolyzing O-glycosyl compounds
Source: RefSeq, a predicted model, not a curated record
AGUUGACUUUCGGCUCCUUCGACAAUCGACACAAAACUCGUAGGGGGAUCUCUCCUGAGAAAUUUGAUUCUUCGAUCGUUUUGAAUACAGUUUCAGAUUUUCUGAGCAAAAUCUUGUGAAGAUCAAUCAUCUCAUUAUAUACAUAUUUUGUGGAUUCAAAUCCCCCUCUAAACUCUGCUAAUAUACAGCCAGCUUGAUUUUCUCUCAUAAAUAGCUUAGAAUUACAUCCAAAGCCACCAUGGUUGUGUCUUGUAUCUGGCUAAUGUUCUUCUUUUCCCUCUUUGGCUAUAGUGGUGUUCUUGAGCUUGAGGGUUUCCACCACGUUUGCCGAAACGGACAUCAAACUGCACAAUAUUCUAAUUCUGGGAAUCAACCUUACCGAACUUCUUAUCACUUCCAGCCUCCCAACAAUUGGAUGAAUGAUCCUAAUGGACCAAUGUUACGUUUCGGAAUCUACCAUCUGUUCUACCAAUAUAACCCAAAAGCCGCAGUUUGGAGCAGCAAUGUUAUCUGGGGCCACUCUACAUCAACGGAUCUCGUGAAUUGGACCCCACAUGAUCCAGCAAUGUACCCAUCACAGCAGUCCGAUAUCAACGGCUGCUGGUCGGGUUCCGUCACGAUCCUCCCCGGAGACCACCCGGUCAUCCUCUACACUGGAAUUGACGCUGAGAAUCGCCAAGUACAAAACUUGGCUGCGCCCAAGAACUUUUCUGACCCAUUCCUUAGGGAAUGGGUUAAGUUCAAACAUAAUCCACUACUGGCACCCAAUUCCAAGAACAAAAUCAAUGCAACCUGUUUCAGAGACCCAUCCACUGCUUGGCUUGGCCGUGAUGGGAAUUGGAGAGUGAUCAUUGGCAGCCAAAAGAAAGAACGGGGCUUGGCAAUUCUCUUUAAGAGUAAUGAUUUUUUUCAUUGGGAAGAAGCUGAAAAACCACUUUGCUCUGCUAAGGACACAGGAAUGUGGGAAUGUCCUGAUUUUUAUCCAGUUUUGAUCGAAAGCCCGCUUGGUAUUGACACUUCAAGUAAUGGUCCGGAUGUCAGAUAUGUGCUCAAGGUGAGCUUCUUUAACAUACUACAUGAUUACUACAUGAUCGGGACUUAUAACAAGGACAAGGAUAUCUUCAUUCCGGAUAACGGACAAUUCAAUGAAGACUCGAGCAUGCGAUAUGAUUAUGGAAAAUUUUAUGCCUCAAAGACUUUCUUUGACAACAAGAACCCACUCCACAGAAGGAUCUUGUGGGGUUGGGUAAAUGAAUCUUCAAGUAUCAUUGAUGAUAUGAAGAAGGGAUGGUCUGGGGUUCAGGCGAUUCCAAGGAGUAUUUGGCUCGAUGAAUCUGGAAAACAAUUGGUGCAAUGGCCAAUCAAAGAAAUUGAAAAGUUGCGUGGAACCCAGAUCGAGUUGCCUUACCAAGUGCUAAGUGGGGGAUCAGUGCUUGAAGUUUCUGGUCUCACAGCAGCACAGGCAGACGUUGUGAUUUCAUUUGAAAUAAGUGAGUUUAUUAAAGCUGAAGUGCUGGAUCCAAGUUGGACCAACCCACAAGUACUUUGUAGCAGAAAGGAUGCAUCAGUUAAAGGUGGCCUAGGGCCAUUUGGGUUGCUAGUUUUGGCUUCAGAGGGCCUGCAGGAGUAUACAGCAGUAUUCUACAGAAUAUUCAAAGGCCAUAACAAAUAUGUGGUGCUCAUGUGCAGCGACCAAAGCAGAUCUUCUUUGAAUCAAGAUAACGAUAAGACCAUUUAUGGGGCAUUUGUGGAUGUGGACCCUGUUCUGGAGAAGCUGUCACUAAGAAGCUUGUAUGCUUAAUUCAGAGUCCAGCCCUACCAAAAGUGCCACCGGCCACUUCGGUAUACAUCGCCCCCUUUCUUUCUGAUCAAGUCUUCCUUACCCACCAAGCCCCUCCCUACUGGUUGUUUUCGUUUACUGCUUUCUAUUUUAUCAAAAACAACAAAAAGAAGAACGUCUAUUUUGGAUGAUUAUUUCGUCCUUCAAAAACCUCCAUACUUAAACCUAUUCUGUCAAAUCAAAACUAAAUAAAGGCACCAGUGCUAAAUACAAAGCUUAACUUUGUUUUAUAUUCCCUUUCCCACAAAUCAUGUGUUGGUUUUUUUUAAUGGUCGAGCAGUACUAUAAAAAACAAUUGCCUAUUGCUUUAAACAAAGCAAGAUCUAGCUAGCCCCACGUCUUUGGCAUGUGUCCCUCGACCUCGUCUGUAUUAAAAUUGAACAUGGCAGUAAUACGUGAGAAGCAAAUAAAGCUACUUUUGGUUAGGGUAAACAAACCACGUAUGCCUAGAAGUCAAUGCCUACACAUUUACACGCAAUCAUGAA